AUGAAAAGAUUCAGAUUCAUAAGAAAGCUUAGCAGAGGAGCGCAUGGGACAGUGUAUCUUUUUGAAACAACAGACUCCAGGAAGGAAAGGGUGGCAUGCAAGUCUAUUCUUUGGAAGUACAGAAAACAUGCAGAAAGAGAAAUCAGGAUGUUGUCUUCAAUGUCACAUAAGAGGAUAGUAAGGCUUCUGGACUUUUUCCCGAGAGAUUUUGGAAUAUUCAUCAUUCUUGAGUAUAUGAGCUGUGGAAGCUUGCAUGAAGCAAUAAUCCAGUUUGCAGAGAAUAAAUGCAAGGCCAGUGGCUAUCUGGCGUGGUCUGUGUUGGCACAGAUUGCAGAGGCCUUGUGCUAUUUACACAGCAAGCAGAUUGUCCACAGGGAUGUAAAGCCAUCAAACAUCCUUAUGGGGCGGAUUUCAUCGCAGAACUCGGGAUCGGUUCAAUUUAAGCUUUGCGAUUUCAGCAUAGCAAAGAGACUUCACAAAGAAAGCGGGGCAUACGGGAUUGCAGGGACACCUGCAUAUAUGGCACCCGAGGUUGUGUCCGGGGAGCAUUACGACUUUUCGGCGGAUGUAUGGAGCUUGGGCGUUUCCAUAUAUGAACUGUUGACCUUGAAAAAGCCUUUCGAGGGAAGGAGCAAGAAUGAACUCUUCGAAAUGAUAAAACAGGCAAAGCUCCCACAGGUUGUGUGUGCAGACAUCGAGUUGGAAAGGCUGAUCAGGAGAUGUCUGUCAAGAAACAACAGAAUAACAUCUGGAGAAAUCCACGAUAACAAGAGAGUUAGAGCACAUCUCUAG
Molecule: messenger RNA, 792 nt
Organism: Encephalitozoon hellem ATCC 50504
Lineage: Eukaryota; Fungi; Microsporidia; Unikaryonidae
Product: NIMA-like serine/threonine kinase
Exons: 1
Coding region: 1-792 (263 amino acids)
Biological process (GO): protein autophosphorylation; autophagosome organization; autophagy
Cellular component (GO): cytoplasm; autophagosome
Molecular function (GO): protein serine/threonine kinase activity; ATP binding
Source: RefSeq, a predicted model, not a curated record